AUGGAGGCCUGUCUUCUGCAGCUGCCCCAAAGGCUGCUCCUGCUGGGGGCACCAGCUGCCCUGACUGUGUCUGCUCUGGAGACAGUCCACCUGGUGGACCUCUGCGGGCAGACACGGCAGGGGCACGGGCUGCUGCACCGCUCGCACCCCGCGUCACGGACACUGACUGCCGGCUCCGGGUGCGGCGGGGGCCCCAGCGACAGCAUCCGUUUCCAGUUCCGCUUCCUCCUGGUCUACACCCUGAUCUCGGCGCCGGCAACCCCAGCGCCCAACGCCUCCACCACGACGCCCGCCGACGCGUGCGCCCGCGGCUCCUACCUGCAGUUCUACGCGCGCCCGCGGGGCGCGCCCCGGGCCCUGGGGGUCCCACUCUGCGGCCUUACCAUCCCUGUCCCGGUGGCGUCCUCUGGGGACUUCCUGGGCCUGCGCCUGGACCAGCCCCGCGUGGACUUCGUGGGCGAAGUCACCUCUUUCCAGAGAAAAUCAUGCCCUAGAAGGGACAGUUCUCAGUGUCAGCUCUGUUAUUUCCCACUGCAGGUCCCUCUGGUGCCCAGCCAGGCGGGCAGUGCAGGGGAUGAUACUUCCAAGCCCCCAACUGUCUCCCCAGCUCUCGGCUCGGCAGGCCCUCUCCAGAUUACAGCUGAGAGCAGUCCCCCAGCCGGGAGACUGUACAACAGGAUGCAGUUCUGGAAGCUAGAUGGCUCUUGGUUAGCACCUGACCCACUCCCCCGAUCAACAUCACACUUGUUCUUCUCCAGGAGAUGGGGAUGGGGGCAGCAGGCCCAGGCUGAGGCCUGAGUGGACUCCACCUUUCCUUCCGCAGGCCC
Rhinolophus ferrumequinum (greater horseshoe bat) is the source of this 827-nucleotide messenger RNA. It is a transcript of the gene LDLRAD2, whose product is annotated as low density lipoprotein receptor class A domain containing 2. The record is from RefSeq and is a predicted model, not a curated record. NCBI's taxonomy places the organism in Eukaryota, Metazoa, Chordata, Mammalia, Chiroptera, Rhinolophidae.